Messenger RNA from Blastocystis hominis, 426 nucleotides. RefSeq lists its product as hypothetical. The transcript has a single exon. NCBI's taxonomy places the organism in Eukaryota, Bigyra, Opalinata, Blastocystidae. The coding region runs from base 1 to 399 and encodes 132 amino acids. The record is from RefSeq and is a predicted model, not a curated record.
AUGGUAGUGUCACGCUGGGCUACAGCCUAUACAGUUCCUGAGGAAGUUGUUGACUUUUUGUCUCUGAACAAUAUUUCGUAUGUGCGAAUUCCCCCGAGCAAAUGCUUAUCGUUGAGACUAGUGACCUCACUUACUCCUAGGGUAGUUUUCCCUUAUCGGAACUUUUGGUCCUAUGGUUUGGGUGCUCAGAAAGCGUUAUAUCUGUACCAUGACCUCAUUCGUAGGUUCGACUCAAUGGUUAGUACGGCAGAGAAAAGAGGUAUUUCCAUCACAGCGCCUCCGAUGGAAAUUGUGGAAGAAAAUGCCUCUGUGAUCCAAUAUAUUCUCUUUUUAAGCAAUUUGGAAGUUGUUCACUCUAUGUGUGAUUCUCCGUUUUCUCCUAUCAGUGGAAGGUGCUAAUUCAUUUAGUUUCUUUUUGGGUGUCUA